Molecule: messenger RNA, 1011 nt
Organism: Castor canadensis (American beaver)
Lineage: Eukaryota; Metazoa; Chordata; Mammalia; Rodentia; Castoridae
Product: olfactory receptor 7E178-like
Biological process (GO): G protein-coupled receptor signaling pathway
Cellular component (GO): membrane
Molecular function (GO): olfactory receptor activity; G protein-coupled receptor activity
Source: RefSeq, a predicted model, not a curated record
UACCAUUAUACAGAUCCAUUCUCUUUUUUUACCAGGUGUCCAAUCUACAUGGAACCAGAGAAUCUAACAUGUAUCUGGGAAUUUUUCCUCCUGGGUCUAUCAGAGAAUGCUGAACUGCAGCCAAUCCAUUUUGGACUGUUCCUGUCCAUUUACCUGAUCACAGUGCUUGGGAACCUGCUCAUCAUCCUGGCCAUCAGCUGUGACUCAUACCUCCACACCCCCAUGUACUUCUUCCUCUUCAAUUUGUCCUUAGCUGAUGUUGGUUUUAUCUCAACGACAGUUCCCAAAAUGCUAGCAAACAUCCACACACACACUAAUUCCAUUACCCACAGAGGCUGCUUAACCCAGGUGUUUUUUUUCAUGCUUUUUGGUUGUUUGGACAAUCUACUUCUGACUGUGAUGGCCUAUGAUCGCUUUGUGGCCAUCUGUCACCCAUUACACUACUUUAUCAUCAUGAACCCUCGCCUCUGUGUGUUUCUGGUUGUGAUGUCAUAUUUUAUCAGUCUUUUGGACUCCCAGGUACACUGCUUAGUGGUUUCCCAACUUACUUUUUGCAAAGUUGUGGAAAUUCCUCAUUUCUUUUGUGACACUGCUGAACUUGUCAAUCUUGCCUGUUCUGACACCUAUAGUAAUAAUGCUUUAAUCUAUAUUGUCAUUGUCAUCUUUGCAGGUGUUCCAGUCAUAGGGAUCCUUUAUUCAUAUACUCGAAUUGCUUUGUCCAUUCUGAGAGUUCCAUCAGUAUGUGGGAAGUAUAAAGCCUUCUCCACCUGUGGCUCUCACCUGUCAGUCGUUUGCUUAUUUUAUGGAACUGGCUUUGGAGUAUACCUCAGCUCUGCUGUCUCUCAUUCCCCCAGGAAAGGUGCAAUGGUCUCUGUGAUGUACACCAUGAUCACCCCCAUGCUGAACCCCUUCAUCUACAGCCUGAGGAACAGGGAUAUCAAGAGGACCCUCAUGAAGUGGUUCAGAAAAAUAAUGUAUUUCAGUACCUUGGCUGUGACUUUUGGUUCAUAA